CUAGACCGGAACCGGAAGUUUCUGGACGCGAGGGGGUGGGGCCGAAAAAAAUCAAAAAAAGCGCGGUGAAAACUGGAAACCCAAACUGGCCGGGUGGUGGUGACUCCCUGGCGGUCCCGUGGCGGCUCCUGAUGGACUCCACCGCCUGCUUGAAGUCCCUGCUCCUGACCAUCAGUCAGUAUAAAGCCGUUAAGUCGGAGGCGAACGCGACCCAGCUUUUGCGGCACUUGGAGGUAAUUUCUGGACAGAAGCUCACACGAUUAUUUACGUCAAAUCAAAUAUUACCAAGUGAAUGCUUGAGUUGCCUUGUAGAGCUACUUGAAGACCCAAACAUAAAUGCACCACUGAUCUUCAGUAUCAUCAGUUUGUUAUCUCAAUUAGCUGCAGACAAUGAAACCAGAGACUAUCUUCAGAAUACAUAUAACCUGAAUAAUGUGUUGGCAGGAGUGGUAUGUCGCAGCAGCACUUGCCACAGUGAUUCAGUGUUUUUGCAGUGCAUUCAACUUCUGCAGAAGUUAACAUAUAACGUCAAAAUUUUCCAUUCUGGUGCAAAUAUAGAUGACUUAAUUAUAUUCCUGAUAGAUCAUAUUCAGUCUUCUGAAGAUGAGUUAACAAUGCCUUGUUUGGGAUUAUUGGCAAAUCUUUGUCGGCACAAUCUUUCUGUUCAAACACACAUAAAGACUUUGAAUAAUGUGAAAUCUUUUUAUCGAACACUUAUAAGCUUCUUGGCCCAUAGUAGUUUAACUGUAGUUGUGUUUGCACUUUCAAUAUUAUCCAGUUUGACAUUAAACGAAGAGGUUGGGGAAAAGUUGUUCCAUGCUCGAAACAUUCAUCAGACUUUUCAACUAAUAUUUAAUAUUCUCAUUAAUGGUGAUGGCACACUAACCAGAAAGUAUUCAGUUGACCUACUGAUGGAUCUCCUUAAGAAUCCUAAAAUUGCUGAUUAUCUUACCAGGUAUGAGCACUUUUCUUCAUGUCUUAAUCAAGUAUUAGGUCUUCUUAAUGGAAAGGAUCCUGAUUCUUCUUCAAAGGUUUUAGAAUUACUUCUUGCCUUCUGUUCAGUGACUCAGCUGCGCCAUGUGCUCACUCAGAUGAUAUUUGAACAAUCUUCAUCUGGCAACACUGUUCUGGGAAGCCGUUCUAAAUGUGCAGAACCUACUGUAGCUCUACUUCGUUGGUCAAGCCAACCCUUGGAUGGAUCAGAAAACUGUUCUAUUUUAGCAUUGGAGCUGUUUAAGGAAAUAUUUGAGGAUGUCAUAGAUAGUGCUAACAGUUCCUUAGCUGACCGUUUUGUGACCCUUCUGCUGCCUACAGUCCUUGAUCAGCUUCAGUUCACAGAUCAAAAUCUAGAUGAGGCCUUAAUAAGAAAAAAAUGUGAAAGGAUGAUCAAAGCCACUGAAGUUUUAUUAACUCUAUGUGGAGAUGACACUCUAAAAGUGAAUGUUGCAAAAAUUCUGACUACUGUCAAAUGUACCACUCUGAUAGAACAACAGUUUACAUAUGGCAAGAUUGAUCUGGGGUUUGGAACAAAGGUCGCUGAUUCUGAAUUGGGCAAACUUGCUGCUGAUGUAAUUUUGAAAACUCUUGAUUUAAUGAACAGACUUAAACAUUUAGUUCCUGGUAUGGAAGUAAGCUUCUACAAAAUCCUUCAGGAUCCACGCCUGAUAACUCCCUUGGCUUUUGCUUUAACAUCAGAUAAUAGAGAACAAGUCCAGUCUGGAUUGGGAAUAUUAUUGGAAGCUGCUCCACUGCCAGAUUUUCCUGCUUUAGUACUUGGAGAAAGUAUAGCAGCAAACAAUGCCUAUAGACAACAGGAAACAGAACAUAUGCCCAGAAGAAUGCCUUUGCAAUCAUUAAAUCACAGUUUUCCAACAUCAGUAAAAUGUUCAACUCCUCCAGUUUUGAAAGAUAAAAUUCCUGGAUUGAACAUUGAGGACUUAAUAGAGAAACUUCAGUCUGGAGUGGUGGUAAAGGAUCAGAUUAAUGACGUGAGACUAUCUGACAUAAUAGAUGUAUAUGAGAUGAAACUGUCUACAUUAGCUUCCAAAGACAGCAGGCUACAAGAUCUCUUGGAAGCAAAAGCUCUAGCCCUUGCACAGGCUGAUAGACUGAUUGCUCAAUAUCGCUGUCAAAGAACUCAAGCUGAGACAGAGGCACGGACACUUGCUGGUAUGUUGAGAGAAGUUGAAAGAAAAAAUGAAGAGCUUGGUGCAUUGCUGAAGUCACAGCAGGCUGAAUCAGAAAGAGCCCAGAGUGACAUAGAGCAUCUCUUUCAACAUAAUAGGAAGUUACAAUCUGUGGCUGAAGAACAUGAAAUACUGACAAAAUCCUACAUGGAACUUCUUCAGAGGAAUGAAACUACUGAAAAGAAGAAUAAAGAGUUGCAGAUCACAUGUGAUUCUCUGAAGAAACAAAUUGAGACAGUGAAAAAGCUGAAUGAGUCACUCAAGCAACAAAAUGAAAAAACUGUUGCCCAAUUAAUAGAAAUAGAAGAACAGAGAAAAGAAGUACAGAACCAACUAGUAGACAGAGAAUGUAAACUAGCAAACUUGCAACAAAAGACAAAAGUACAAGAAGAAAAAAUUAAAGUCUUACAAAAAGAAAGGGAAGAUAAGGAAGAAACCAUUGAUAUCCUUAGAAAAGAAGUAAGCAGAUCAGAACAUAUAAGAAAAGAAUUGAGCAUUAAGGCUUCCUCACUAGAGGUUCAGAAGUCCCAAUUAGAAGGUCGUUUGGAAGAGAAAGAGUCACAAGUAAAACUUCAGCAAGAGGAGUUGAACAAACACUCUCAUAUGAUAGCAAUGAUCCACAGUUUAAGUGGUGGAAAAAUAAAUCCAGAAACUGUGAAUCUCAGUUUAUAGACAUUAUGUAUUUAUCUCCUGGUGGACAUGGGGUGGAGGAGAUAAUUUCUGACUCCACCAAAAAAAUAGCACAUUAUUAGCUAAUUAUUAAUUUAGUAAAGAAACUGAACUGAUACAUGGUUUUAUUUGGUCUUAAAGUUUUACUUCCUGUUUUUUACUUUUAUUGCGUAGUUUUCUUUGAUUCCUAAAUUAGAAUAUUAUUCUUAACCUCCAUUAUUGUCUUUUCUAAGAUUUUUCUCCUUUUGUUGCUUCCCACUCUCUUCUCCUUGUUUGAUUUAGUCUUAUUUGUGAUUAUGUAGAUUUUAAAAAUCAAACUUGCUUGAUAUAACAAUCCUAAAGAUUAAUAAAUUGAAAAUGUGUUUAGUAAAAAGAGAAAAGGCAUGAUGCAGCCAGAGAACUCUUUCUCUAAAGUAACACAAGAGAAAAUAUCAGUGAAUUUAAUAUAAUUUUAUUACUACAUUUAAAGUGCACAGAUAGCCUUAGCUGGUUUGGUUCAGUGGAUGGAGCAUCAGCAUGCAGGUUCGAUUUCAGUCAAGAGUACAUGUUUGAGUUGUGGGCUUGAUCCCCAGUAGAGGGCAUGCAGGGGGCAGCCGAUCAAUGAUUCUCAUCAUUGAUGUUUCUAUCUCUCCCUCUUCUUUACUACCUGAAAUCAAUAAAACAUAUAUCUUUAAAAAUUAAAAAAUAAAGUGCACUAAGAUAUAUGGUAUAAGUUCUAAAUUUAAAAAAAAAUUCAAUGAAUAUAAAAGGAAUAAUGUAUAAAAAUUAGAAAGUAGCUGAUGUAUAAAAAUGACUGUCAUUUGUCACAUAUAAAACUAAUACUUUGCAGAAUUAUUUAUGAAAUAGCUUUAGUCUUACUCUUUAAAAUGUUGUAUGUUGGCCCACCCAUCUCAUUUCAAUCCAUUAUGAAUUUAAGAUUUAUGUUGUAUAACUUGGAUUCUAUUCUUGCUACAUAUUCAGAAAUUUAUUUGUUGUUAGUUCUGAUGUGAAUUUUAAAGCGUAAGUUAAAUAUUCUUCAUGUUUCUCUUUAACACAAGGGAAUUUUUCAGUACUCUUCAUUUGAAUCAAAUGUUAUAAAUAGUGUUUAAGAAGAGACUUUAUAUCAAUAUUUUGGUUGAAUUUAUUGCUACAUUCAUAGCUAUUAAUUUUACUUGCUUUUUUCACUAUGUCUAUUUAACUUAGGUAAACUUAAUUUACUUUUCUAUUUUUUUAUUUUUCAAUUAUAGUAUAUCUGAAUUUAUGUUUAGAAAUUAAACAUUUUUGUAAUUUGUUAAUUAUAUUAAACCAGUAUCCCGGUGAUGGAUUCGUGCACAUUGAAAAAGGAAAUUAAUUAGAAGAAAUAUUUUAAUAUCACUAUUCGUGUCUUGCUAAUGAAAAGAAAAUAGGAUUCUACCGAGUCUCCUAUCUACCUACUCCAGGACUUCUGUGAGGAUCAAAUGAGAUGAGGCAUGGGAAAACACUUCACAAACAUUUGGUUAAACUGUAAAAUGUUUGCACCUGGCUAUAAAGCAAGUUAGGUUCCUGGGCUGAAAAAACUCCAAGGAUGCUAGUUGCUAGGGUGAGGAAGCCAGGCGUUGCUAUGUCACGUCAUUACCUAGCACCCACAGCCACCAUUUCUGGGCUAGGGUGGGCUAUGGGCUGCAUUUUGCGCCAUGGGGUCUUGGCAGUGUUGGCUGCAAUUUGGUGGGGUCUCACUCAGGGUGGUGGCGGGGCCUGUGUCCCACUUGGGGGAAGCCAAGUGUUGGUUUGGCUGCAUCAGGUCUGUGGUGCUGUUUAUUUUUAAAUGGCCUGUCGCUAGGAAGAAGAAGGCAGGCGUUGCUACGUGACGUCAUUACCCAGUGCCCACAGUGACCGUUUCCAGGAUGGGCUAGUCUGUGGGCUGCAUUUUGCACCAUGGGGUCUUGGCAGCAUUGGUUGCAAUUUGUUGGGGUGUCACUCCAGGGUGGUGGCAGUGCCUGGGUUCCACCUAGGGGAAGCCAAGUGUUACUUGUUGGUGCCAGGUUCACAGUGCCAUUUAUUUGUAAAUGGCCAGUGCGCGUCACAGCAGCUCCUGCAUUGAGUGUCUGCCCCCUGGUGGACAGUGCAUGUCAUAGCUACUGGUCGGAUGGAUACUUAGCCUUUUAUAUCUAUACUAGAGGCCUGUUGCACGAAAAGAUUUGUGCAAUAGGCCUUCCCUUCCCCUGG
Myotis daubentonii (Daubenton's bat) is the source of this 5039-nucleotide messenger RNA. RefSeq names its product cellular inhibitor of PP2A (gene CIP2A). The record is from RefSeq and is a predicted model, not a curated record. Lineage: Eukaryota; Metazoa; Chordata; Mammalia; Chiroptera; Vespertilionidae.